AUGGCAUGGUUUGCGCUGAUCUUGUUUUUGUCCUCAGAAGUUGAGGCAGGGCGUUUGAUCCCAAUGGCUGCCAGCGGCUCCAGUGACACGCAGGGGGAGGUGUUCAUCCAGGACCUGGAGAACAUUCAAAGCUUCUUGGCCACGCAGAAGCGCACUGUGAAGAAGGAGUCGUUCAAGAAGAUGCUGGACAACCAGGUGAAAGCCUGGGUCACAAGGAUUCAGGAGAUCACCAUCCUUCCACACGAAGCCAAGCGGGUGGGGGAGUUGCUGGGUGAGGGGCCGUGGCAUGAUGAGCACCACGAGCAGUUGGCGGAGGCUCUGGGAUCCAAAAUGGAUCAAGCAGCUGGUGGCGGGCAGGCGAAGGUCAGACGACCUCUUCAGACCUUGACCUGCUUCGCGUCGUACCUGACAGAAGGUGACUGCAAGGUUCUAUCGGACCCAGACGUUCACAACGUCAACAAGAUCCAAAGGUUAGUUGCCAAGUGCGUGAAGAUGGGUCUUCAUUUGCCGAAAGAGACGACCACCAAGCAGAUCAUCAAGACCGCGAUCGACUGCGGCAUGAAAGUGGCAGACGCACCAGAGACCUUGAAGAUGCUGAACGAGUUCAAGCAGCAGUUGAAGGCCAAAGUUAAACACAUGGAGAAGAAAUCUUUGCUCGUUCAGUUUCCUGAUGACCCGGAGAAGCUGCCAAAGGAGAUCUACGACAGAGUGUUUGGGGAGGAGUUGCCAUCACCGCCCAAGGGCAGUGCCGGGGGGGAGUCAUUGAAAGUGGUUGCGAGAAAAUCACAUGGUUUGGUGAAGAAGCAGUUGUCAUUCAGUGACGCCAGUCCCAUGGCCAAUAUGAUGCAGCAGAUGGAUCAGAUGAUGAGGUCUAACAUGGGUGGUGGAAUGAACCCUAUGAUGUUGAUGAUGGCUGGCAUGCAGCAGCUUAUGGGUGCAGACAGCGGUGCUGCUGGUGCGCCUAAUUUGCAAAUCUUUGGUACCAAGAGGAAGCAGAAGGCAUUGGCAGAUACUGCAGAAGCCGACCAAACGCCGACAGAGCAGAAAGCUUUGACGGACAAGGCUAAGGAUGAAUUGCGUGAUACCCAGGAAGAAGAAGAAGAGCCAAGUGAAAAGACUCAGCGAAGCGAGGCCGGCAAGAAGCCGCCAAACAAGAAAUCAUCUUUUGAAAUGUUUGUGGGCGAUGAACCUGAAGCUCCAGCAUCAGCUCCCGCCAAGGCGAAAGGCAAGAAGACACCAGAGGAGUACGUGAAGCUCUUCAAGAGUGGCGUCAAGAACCGUGAACGAGCUCGCGCAGAGGCAAAGAAAGAAGAUGUGGAGAUGAAGUCGGAGGAUGACGAUGAAGCUGAGGCUUCAGAGCCGGAAGAAAAGCAGCCCAAGACAAAGAAGAGAAAGUCAGAACCAAAAAGUGCGGAGACACCGCCCGCCAAGAAGCCCAAGGAGGCAACCCCCAAGAAGAAGGUGAAGGCUGCGCCGAAGACAGUCGCAAAAGCUGCUGCAAAGGAGAAGAAAGCUGCUGCCCCCAAGAAAGAGGCAUCUGCGCCAGAGGAAGGCGCUGUGCCGCGAAAGGAUUUGGGCCCCAAGCCUGAUCCGCCAGAUCCUUGGACAGGGACGUUCUUCUGGGGGACUGGCAAGAUCCACAAGAAUCCAAAGUCCAAUUCUUGGCGUGCCUUUGUUGAGAAGUCGGACAAGUGCGAUCGCAAAGUGAAGUUCGGUGAUGAUCACGUCGCAUCGUUUCACCGUGCCCUUCAAAUCAUCGAGGAAGGCAUGGCUGCCCGAUGCUUAUGA
Cladocopium goreaui is the source of this 1788-nucleotide messenger RNA. Lineage: Eukaryota; Dinophyceae; Suessiales; Symbiodiniaceae. The record is from the annotation of a GenBank genome assembly.